AACCUGAGCAUCUACAGAUAAACCUCCAGAGACUGCUUCAGCACUGAGCACGAGAGUUACGACAGAAGACCAAUGAAAGGAGACGCUGCCAAAGCAGGCCUCCCCAAUGGCGCCAGCCAAGCCAAGGGCCUGCUUCCCUCCUCGGAGGAGAAGAUGGAGGAGAGGGGCCAGUGGAGCAACAAGAUAGAGUUUAUUCUGUCAGUCGCCGGCUCCAUCAUCGGCCUGGGCAACAUGUGGCGCUUUCCUUAUCUCUGCUACAAGAAUGGAGGAGGUGCAUUCCUCAUCCCCUACUUGAUCUUCCUUUUCGCCUGUGGUGUUCCUGUCUUCUUCCUGGAGAUUGCCCUGGGCCAGUACACCAGCGAAGGAGGCAUUACUUGCUGGAGAAAAAUCAGUCCUUUGUUUGAAGGUCUUGGCUAUGGAACCCAGGUGAUCGUGACUCUCUUGAACUUUUACUACAUCAUCGUUCUGGCCUGGGGGAUUUUCUACCUGUCUUUCUCCUUCUCCUGGGACCUGGCCUGGUCGUCCUGCAACAACACAUGGAACACAGAAAACUGUGUGGAGAUUCAGAGGAGAAACAACCAAACAAUCGAUCUAAACGCCACCUCUCCUGUCAUCGAGUUCUGGGAGAGAAGAGCGCUGAGGAUUUCCCCAGGCAUUGACCACAUGGGCUCCCUGAACUGGGACCUGGCCUUGUGCCUGUUUAUCGCCUGGGUCAUGUGCUACUUCUGCAUCUGGAAGGGGGUGAAAUCCACAGGAAAGGUGGUCUACUUCACUGCGACCUUCCCCUAUCUGAUGCUGAUUGUGCUGUUGAUCAGAGGGCUCACCCUGCCUGGUGCUGGGAUUGGCAUCAAGUUCUACCUUUAUCCAGACCUGGGACGUCUGGCGGACCCGCAGGUGUGGAUGGAUGCUGGCACCCAGAUCUUCUUUUCAUACGCCAUCUGUAUAGGGUCCCUAACUGCUCUGGGAAGCUACAACAAAUACAACAAUAACUGCUACAGAGAUUGCUUGUCGCUGUGCUUCCUGAACAGUGGCACCAGUUUUGUGGCAGGCUUCGCGAUCUUCUCCAUCCUGGGUUUCAUGUCUUAUGAACAGAAUGUUCCCAUCUCAGAAGUGGCUGAAUCCGGUCCUGGAUUGGCUUUCAUAGCUUACCCUCGUGCCGUGUCCAUGAUGCCUUUUUCUCCUGUGUGGGCCGCUCUCUUCUUCAUCAUGAUUGUUUUUCUGGGGCUUGACAGUCAGUUUGUGUGUGUGGAGAGCCUUGUGACGGCGCUGGUUGACAUGUACCCCGCUGUGUUCAGACGUAAAAACCGCAGGGAGCUCUUCCUGCUAGCUGUCAGCCUCUUCUCUUUCUUCAUGGGCCUCAUCAUGCUGAUGGAGGGGGGCAUGUACGUCUUCCAGCUGUUUGAUUACUAUGCAGCCAGUGGCAUGUGUCUUCUCUUCAUGGCCAUCUUUGAGACUGUCUGCAUCGCAUGGGUCUAUGGUGCAGACCGCUUUUAUGACAACAUUGAGGACAUGAUUGGCUACCGCCCAGGACCUUACAUCAAGUACUGUUGGUUGUUCUUCACCCCAGCCACGUGCAUUGGUACCUUUGCCUUCUCCCUCAUCAAAUACACUCCUCUAAAAUACAACAAUGAGUAUGUGUACCCGUGGUGGGGCUAUGUCAUUGGCUGGCUGCUUGCUCUGUCCUCCAUGGUCUGCAUCCCGCUUUGGAUGGUGUACAAGAUCAGCACCACCCAGGGGACACUCAAAGAGCGCAUCCAGCUGCUCAUCACACCAUCCGACAAGCUACCCAAAACCAAGAGGGAGCAGGAGAGGUUACUGGCCAUCUUUGCUCCUGGAGGCGAUGCCAACUUGACUACAAAUGGCUACUAUCCUGUCUCAGAGAGAGACUCCAACUUAUGAGGCCCCCGGUGGUGAUGUGUAUGGGAAAAGACACGGAGUGGGUUUUGGUUCCAUCCUUCACUUGCUGCACCCUCACCUCCAUCCCAAAGAUCACAGCAGGGAGAAAUACAAUAACGUGUCGAAUCAUCUACUUUAAUACACAACAGAUAUGGAGGACUCAGGAGAUAAAAUAGGCCUACAGUGUGUUGGGUUUGGCAGUUCCUGUACAUUUCAGGGACGGCAGUAACGUGACGAAAGAAGGAUAAAGAGAAAGAAAUAUAAAUGUCAUUUAUUGUUUUGUCGUUUUAAUGGAUUACUUAGAAGUUUUAGAGGGGACAGGGGCAUUUUUUUCAGGGACAAAAGUCAUUUACUCUCUCCAACUGAAAUCUAUUAAUAAAUAUUGUUCAGCUCUACAUUUCACAGGUGAUGAAAUGAAUGAACUAAUUCAAGGUCAGCUGAGUCGGCUUUGUUCUGAAAAAAAAAAAUGUUACAGUUUUAUAAUUGAAGUUAAUGGCAUUUUCAUCACAUUCAAAGGUGGAACACACACAGAGGCUCCACCGGGAGUUUGAAAAUAAAGUUUGCACAGUGAGGAUGUAUUUUGUGCAAAUAUAAUGCUAAGACAGCAAAAUCAGUAAUGGAACAGGUUAAACAUUUGUUUCCACUGAGCUACAUGUAAGUUACUUUUUGAAGUUUCCUUGUGUAUCUGACAUCUCUACAUGGCUCCUUAGCCAUAUUUGUAUCAUAUAUUGUAUUAUCAUAACUGAUUGAGGACAUUUUCCUUAUUGUAUUUACAAGAAUUGAAAUAAACUGUUUUGCAUGAAUGGAUUGUGUAAUGGAAAAAUAUAAUACUGUAGCACUGUAGGACUAACAUGACAUGUAGUUUCAUCUUCUGCGCUGUAACAUAAUAUCACUGUACAAAGAAAUGUGAAUCUUGUAAGUAUGUUUUUAAAUAAACAUGCAAAAUUUC
Messenger RNA from Larimichthys crocea (large yellow croaker), 2845 nucleotides. Its product is annotated as sodium- and chloride-dependent GABA transporter 2-like. NCBI's taxonomy places the organism in Eukaryota, Metazoa, Chordata, Actinopteri, Sciaenidae. Gene Ontology annotation, biological process: nitrogen compound transport; sodium ion transmembrane transport; amino acid transport. Gene Ontology annotation, molecular function: gamma-aminobutyric acid:sodium:chloride symporter activity. The record is from RefSeq and is a predicted model, not a curated record. The transcript has 15 exons. Gene Ontology annotation, cellular component: cell projection; plasma membrane. Bases 73 to 1899 code for a protein of 608 amino acids.